Molecule: messenger RNA, 567 nt
Organism: Chrysoperla carnea
Lineage: Eukaryota; Metazoa; Arthropoda; Insecta; Neuroptera; Chrysopidae
Product: cytochrome c oxidase assembly factor 6 homolog
Exons: 2
Coding region: 244-486 (80 amino acids)
Biological process (GO): respiratory chain complex IV assembly
Cellular component (GO): respiratory chain complex IV; mitochondrion
Source: RefSeq, a predicted model, not a curated record
UUGCCUUUUUGGUUAUGUGUUAUAUCACAGAUUUGAACCACUGAGUGUGUUUUGUGAAAAUGAUUGAUUCUGUGAAAAUAUUUUAAAAUUUAAACCCAAUUAUUAUUAAUUUUUGAAAAUUAAGUUUAUAAUUUGAAAAUUUGGGCAAUAUUAAAUCUGAAUAAUUUUAUGUGCUUUCCUUUAAACAGAUUUGGGCCCAGAUUUGUUUGGUUAUGAUUAAAUAAAUACCUACAAUAGAAUAAAAUGUCUUUCCCCAGUAAAGACGAGCGAAAUAGUUGUUGGAAUUCAAGAGACGAAUAUUGGAAAUGUUUGGACGAAAAUGCAUCACGUAAAGAUGUACCUGAUCCUUGCUUGGAAUUAAGAAAAUUGUAUGAAACGAAAUGCCCUUCUACUUGGAUCAAAUAUUUCGAUCGAAGGCAUAAAUACUUAAAAUUUAAGGAUAAAAUGGAAAAAGAAGGAUAUGAACCAAUUGAAACCUUAAAGUAAUUUAGAAGAAUUGUAUAUUUAUUAUUGUUAAGUUCUUAUGAAACGUUGUACAUAAGUUUUUGUAUAAAUAUACUAGUCGAA